Molecule: messenger RNA, 819 nt
Organism: Lathyrus oleraceus (garden pea)
Lineage: Eukaryota; Viridiplantae; Streptophyta; Magnoliopsida; Fabales; Fabaceae
Product: glycine-rich protein 23
Exons: 1
Coding region: 114-722 (202 amino acids)
Source: RefSeq, a predicted model, not a curated record
AAGUUCACUUACUUAUUAUUCAACCACCAAACCGCAUCUUCUCCUGUAUAAAAGGAGAACUCUUUUGGCUGUGUUUGUAUACUUUUGAGUGAGACAAAACGGUGAAGAAAGAAAUGGGUAAGUGGUGCAUUUUGGUGGUUUUGGCUCUUGCUGUAGUUGCAACAAGUGCUAGAAAUGUGCCUGCUGGAAAAAGUGGUUUGAAGGAUGAGAAGAACUUCAUUGGUGGGUUGGGUGGUUUUUCAGGAAUUGGUAACAAUGGUUUUCCUUUUGGAGGUGUAGGUUUUGGCGGUGGUGGUGGCGGACUAGGCGGUGGUGGACUAGGAGGUAUAGGAGGUGGUGGACUCGGUGGAAUAGUAGGUGGUGGGGGUGGACUCGGUGGAAUAGGAGGUGGUGGACUCGGCGGAAUAGGAGGUGGUGGUAGUCUCGGUGGAAUAGGAGGUGGUGGACUCGGCAAUGCUGGUGGAAUAGGUGGCGGUGGACUCGGUGGAAUAGGCGCUGGUGGACUUGGUGGUGGCCUCGGUGGACUCGGUGGAAUAGGCGCUGGUGGACUUGGUGGUGGCCUCGGUGGCUCUUCUGGACUUGGAGGAUUCGGCGGGCUAGGUGGCGGUGGACUGGGAGGACUAGGAGGUUCUCCUGGACCGGAAGGAUUCAGCGGACUUGGUGGUAGUGGACUAGGUGGAUACAGCCGAGGUUCUGGUGGUGGUGUCUUUCCUCAUCCUUGAAUGACAAGUUAAUUACUAUUUACUAUAUCUUACUGUUCUUAAGAAAAUAAAAGAUGCUUAAAAGAAAUAAAAGUUAACUAUAGUGGAUUUAUUUUUA